CAUCCCUCAAAAUGGUGGACGGGUGAAAAACCAGAAAAAAAUGUCAAUUUUUUAAAAAUUGCAGAUAUUAUGAAAGUUAACGCAAUGCACCGUUGAGAACGAACUUACACAUUGAAGUUGAAUUCUGUAUACAGGUGUACUGAUUCAAGAUGGCAACUGUCGACACCAACCCUAUCCUGGAGGAGGUCGAUGAAGUUGAAAUUAGCAUUGAUGAUACCCCGUCUAAUGUCAGAGGGACACUAACCACAUUCCCCAAUGCUGGGGCAUCAUUCCAUAAUCCACCACAGUACAUCAGGCCAAGGGCUUCUGAUCUGGAGAAAUGGCCACUCAAUAUAGGAAUAGUUCAAAUUGUAACUGGAUUCUUACUUGUUUUAGCAGGUGUUGCCGAGGUGUUUGUCAUUCCACUAUUUGAUGAUACAAGUGGAAGUCUAUAUACCUGGAACUUAGGGCAUGCUAAUUUGUUUGGAGUUGGUCUAUGGACAGGUGCAAUCUUAAUCAUCACAGGAAGCACAGCAGUGAGGUCUUCCAUCAGUAAAAGACAGUCUACAGUAUACAGAUUUUUCCUACUCACGAUACUGAGCAUGAUUGUGUUCAUAGCUGCAGUUAUUCUUUUUAUCAAAGGCUACGCCAUGAAGUGGAACCUACCAGAGUCAUACCCACCGGGAAGUGCAAUGUUUCCAGUCCAUGUCACGCUCACUGUCCUCAUCUCAUUUGGCCUCUUUAUCAUAUUCCUCGCAUUCAUGGAAUAUUACGAGACCGUUUUCUUCGGGGAACUCCAACUAUUACGGAAGUUCCUCAGCUGUUGUCUACCAUGUGUAUGUCCUAAGGUGCGGGAUUUGGAUAAUGACAGGAGUCCACAAAUGCCUGUGUGACCAUGACAGAUUGAGACAUUAAAGGGUCUUGUUUACAAUGCAAAGUUAAACCCUAGCUCAUGUACAAACAAAGGAAUCAAUCAUUGAUGAGUUAUACAGAGCAUAAAUAACAUUAUGUAAGAUCAGAUCUUUUGCAUGGUUUGAUCCUGGAUCAGAAGAAUCAAUCAAUUUGAAUUUGAUUAUUUAUUGAAUAUAUUAUCAAGAUUUACUUCGAUCAUUGAAGAAAAUCGAUUCAGAAAAUGAGACCAACAUCUAGGACAUAUAGAUAAUGAGUUUUAGGGGCUGCAUGCUUCUAGAUCACCCUAUCAAUGAACAAUCAAGCCAAUAUAGAGAGGCUGG
Molecule: messenger RNA, 1211 nt
Organism: Owenia fusiformis
Lineage: Eukaryota; Metazoa; Annelida; Polychaeta; Sabellida; Oweniidae
Source: the annotation of a GenBank genome assembly